This is a messenger RNA of Ostreococcus tauri, 465 nucleotides long. Its product is annotated as Histidine triad (HIT) protein. The transcript has a single exon. Bases 1 to 465 code for a protein of 154 amino acids. Lineage: Eukaryota; Viridiplantae; Chlorophyta; Mamiellophyceae; Mamiellales; Bathycoccaceae. The record is from RefSeq and is a predicted model, not a curated record. Gene Ontology annotation, molecular function: catalytic activity.
AUGUCCGCGUCGUCGUCGUCCCAUCCGGGGGCGACGUUCGGUCCGAUAGACAUUCCGUCGACGCAAAUAUUUCAUGAGACUCCCACGACGUUCGCGCUGGUGAAUCUCAAGCCCGUCGUCCCGGGACACGUGUUGGUGUGCCCGCGACGCGUGGCGCGCAAAUUCACCGACCUCUCCGACGACGAGAUCGGUGAUCUCUGGCGAACCGUCGCCGCGGUGCAGCGCGUGAUGGAAAGAGUGUACGAUACGACGUCGAGCACGUUGGCGAUUCAAGACGGCCCACUCGCCGGGCAGAGCGUCCCGCACGUGCACGUGCACGUCUUGCCGCGACGCGAAGGUGACUUUGCGCGAAACGACGACGUCUACGAUGAGCUCGAGAAAUGGCGCGCCUUAGACGACGAUCGCGCGCCUAGGACCGCGGAGGAGAUGAAAUCCGAGGCCGACGCGCUCAGGGUGAUGUUUUGA